AUGGUGCAUUCCAAAGUUGUUGGAGUUGCAUUAGUGAUAUUGAUCUUUGUUGAUCUUGCUUUUGGUGCAAGAUUCUAUGGUAGGGGAGGAGGCGGUGGAGGCGGAGGUGGUGGUGGUGGUGGUGGUGGAGGGUCAGCAUUGGGGGUAGGUUCAGGGUCAGGGGAAGGCUAUGGAUAUGGUGAGGCUAAUGAUGUGUUUGCGAGUGGUGGAGGCGGUGGUGGAGGUGGAGGCGGCGGUGGUGGUGGUGGAGGGAACUCGGGAAGGGGUAGUGGCUCUGGAUAUGGCUCAGGAUCAGGGUCAGGGUAUGGAUCAGGUGGUGGAAUAGGUCGGGGUGGGGGUGGUGGUGGUGGCCAAGGUGGUGGUGGUGGUGGUGGCUCCGGAAAUGGUUCAGGAUACGGUUCGGGUUAUGGAAGUGGUAGUGGUUCUGGUUAUGGUAGUGGUGGUGGAAGUGGCGGAGGAGGAGGCGGCGGUGGAGGUGGUGGUGGUGGCGGUGGCGGCAAUGGUUCGGGCUACGGUAGUGGCUCUGGCUAUGGAUCAGGAUAUGGAGGAGGAAAUGGUGGCUAUGGUGGUGAUGAACCUUGA
Messenger RNA from Capsicum annuum, 582 nucleotides. RefSeq names its product putative glycine-rich cell wall structural protein 1. Lineage: Eukaryota; Viridiplantae; Streptophyta; Magnoliopsida; Solanales; Solanaceae. The transcript has a single exon. The record is from RefSeq and is a predicted model, not a curated record. The coding region runs from base 1 to 582 and encodes 193 amino acids.